UUCUUGCAUUUCCAUUUUGUAGGAGAAAAAUAAUGUUUGGUUGGAGAAAAAUACUGACCAAAGACCAAGAAAUCAAGUAGACAAUGGAAAUAACAAGAUUGACGUUGUUAACACUAUCAAUACAUCAAAGUCUAAAUAUAACAAAGUAGAAGAUGGUGACGACUACAUUAUGAUCAAAGACGAUGAUGAUAUCGUUAUGAACAAAGAAGAAGAAUAUGAUGAUCUAAUUAUGAACAAAGAAGUAGAAGAUGGUGAUGACUGCAUUAUGAUCAAAGACGACGGUGAUAUCAUUAUGAAUAAAGAAGUUUGUGAUCUAAUUAUGAACAAAGAAGAAGAAGAUGGUGAUCUGAUUAUGAACAAAGAAGAGGAAGAUGGCGAUCAAAAUAUAAUUGAGCCAGAGUUAUUUGCAAUGCAAUUGAAAAGUGUUAACGAAGGAUGCUUGAUCGAAGAGGAAGAUGUUCCAAUGAUUUCCAAUGAUUUUUAUAAGUAUUUAUUGUUGGAAAAUUUUUACAUUAAGUAAAUAGUAGUGAAUUAGCUAUGAGGAUAUUUUUGUAUUUUUUGUUUGUUUCAUUCAUUUUCCUUCC
Cicer arietinum (chickpea) is the source of this 584-nucleotide messenger RNA. RefSeq lists its product as uncharacterized. Gene Ontology annotation, molecular function: DNA binding. Gene Ontology annotation, biological process: regulation of DNA-templated transcription; system development. The record is from RefSeq and is a predicted model, not a curated record. NCBI's taxonomy places the organism in Eukaryota, Viridiplantae, Streptophyta, Magnoliopsida, Fabales, Fabaceae.